Linum trigynum is the source of this 3481-nucleotide messenger RNA. Lineage: Eukaryota; Viridiplantae; Streptophyta; Magnoliopsida; Malpighiales; Linaceae. The record is from the annotation of a GenBank genome assembly.
UAUGGGAGGUUGAGUUUGUUAAUGGUUACGGGCGAUUGAGAAAGCGUGGUUAGAGGGGAGCAAUGGUAGAAAAAACAGGGUGACGCUCAAAACUGAAACGAUAGUCAUAUAGCCAUGAAUAGUAAACAAGGCAAAAAAUCAAACAAGACAGACCCAAGAAAAAAAAAAGUAAGAAAGAAAGGAGGUUUGUUUUGUUGUGUUUUUUGGAAUUGAUCUCUAAACAAAGCAACUGAAAGAGCUUAGAGGUUGAGAAAGAGGGGAGGGGAAGCCCCAACUUUGUAGGAAAAAAGAAACCACAGAGCUACCAGAAGGGCUUCCCUUUCUUUCUACGACUGUCUCUCUAUGUUCUUUCGCUAACACCACCUUGCCUCCGUUUUCUUUUCUUCCUACUCUCUCCGAAGACUUGCAUCACAACUUUUUUCUUCUCCCCCUCUCCAGGUAAUUUGCCUUAGAAAGAGUUGAAUUUUUUUAAUUUAAUCGUGAUGGUAUAAGAUUGUUAUUCUUUUUACUUUCUCAAUAACUCGAGUUAUUAAGAUAAAUAUUUGAUUGAUUGAUGGGUGGAAGGCGACAAAGCUCGCAUGCCAGGAAAUAUUGGAAUCAUGAGUUAAAAGAAGCAGGGUAAGAAAGAAUCAACAUGUUCGGGUGAGGGUGCAAAAGUUUGAUCGAAAAUAAUUGAUAGUUAUUCUCUUGAGUACACAAGGAAGAUGGAGAAUGAAAAAUGAUAAGUUACCAACCAGAAAGAUACGAAAAGAAGAAUGUAACUAAAAGAAGAAGAAAAAAAAGAGGAAUAUGUAACAUCGAGUUAUUGAAACCGAUCAUAAUAAUUGAUUUUAUACUUAUACCAAUAAUCAUGUGUUGGAAUCAUGAUUCAUGAGUAUAUCUUUCCUUUAUUUGAUUAUUUUAUUUUUUUGCAACAGGGGCUUGGGAUUGAGAGAGUGGAGAUUACAGGAGAGGGGUGAAAUUUUCCUGGCAUCGUUGUUUCAAAUGCGAAAAAGCCUUUUGGCGGAGAUUCAUGAAGUAAAAAAAUAAAGAAAAAAAUCUUCUUUUCACAAGAGGGGAAAAUAAUAAAUAAAAAAAUGUCGAGCUCGAAUGAUAAUGGAUCCCCUUCUACAACUCCGUCGACCACAAACUCACCGCCGAAUCAAUCAGAUGAUGGAUCGACAAACAACAACGAUGAAUCAACUAACUCGUCGGGUAAUUCUCCACCGUCUCCACCAAAGGGCUCAAACCCACAGAAUGAAAACCCAAACUCUGUUUCCCCUCCGGCACCGCCUCAACGUCGUGAAGAGGGCAGCGGGGGAGGCAACGUUGACAACAACCACAACAACCAAAACAACAACAAUAACCAGAACAACAAUAAUAGAGAUGGUGAUACAAAGGUUCACGAGAUUGUAGCACCGCCGGGAGCGGGUCGGCCAUCACACGAGAACAAGUCAAUAGCACCGCCGGGAGUGGAGCAGUGGAAUAGUGCAACCAAAGGGCUAACCCAAGACCAAAUUAAGCUAAUUGCGGGAAUAUCUGCAGGGGUGGGUCUAUUCUUCAUCCUAUUGAUAAUAAUUUGUUGCAUUUGUUGUUGCCGAAAGAAGAAGAAGAAUAAACAAGAACACAUACACCAUUAUUACGGUGAGUACCCAAUGGGUCCGCCACCAGACCAAUACUAUAUGAACAGUGGUCAGCACCCCGGGCCGCCUCAAAAAUGGCAGCAGUCGCAACCACCGAUGGGGAUGAAUUACAGCGGCGGGCCUCCUCCGAUGAUGUCUAGUGGGGACAUGAAUAGUGCCAAUUACUCCAACCUCCAACCGCCGCCCCCGCCACCGACGAUCUCAAUUGGGUUUAAUCAGAGCACUUUUACGUAUGAGGAGUUGCAGGCAGCCACAGGCGGGUUUGCACAGUCGAAUCUGUUGGGACAAGGAGGGUUCGGGUAUGUUCAUAAAGGGGUUUUACCUAAUGGGAAGGAAGUGGCAGUGAAGAGCUUGAAAUCAGGUAGUGGGCAGGGUGAGAGGGAAUUCAUGGCGGAGGUUGAGAUUAUCAGUCGGGUUCAUCAUCGACAUCUUGUGUCGCUCGUUGGGUACUCAAUUACUAAUCAACAGAGGUUGUUGGUUUACGAGUUCCUUCCUAAUGACACUCUUGAAUAUCAUCUCCAUGGAAAGAAUGUUUCGAUUAUGGAUUUCCCUACUAGGCUCAAGAUAGCAUUAGGCUCUGCAAAAGGACUUGCUUAUCUCCAUGAAGAUUGCCACCCGAAGAUCAUUCAUCGUGACAUAAAAUCUUCCAACAUUCUCCUAGACUUGAACUUUGAAGCGAAGGUGGCUGAUUUUGGAUUGGCCAAGCUCUCUACCGACAAUCACACUCAUAUUUCAACACGAGUGAUGGGAACAUUCGGGUAUCUGGCUCCGGAGUAUGCAUCGAGUGGGAAGCUAACGGAGAAAUCCGAUGUGUUCUCAUUUGGGGUCAUGCUCUUAGAACUCAUCACAGGGAAGAGACCUGUGGAUCCAACCAAUGUCAUGGAAGAUAGCUUGGUGGAUUGGGCUCGACCCCUCAUGACCCGAGCACUAGAUGAAGGAAACUUCAAUGAGUUGGUUGAUCUUCGAAUGGAGGGCAACUUCAACACUGGUGAGAUGCAACGGCUGAUUGCAUGUGCCGCUGCCAGCAUUCGCCACUCUGCCAGAAAGCGCCCCAAGAUGAGCCAGAUAGUACACACAUUGGAAGGAGACGCAUCGCUGGAUGACUUGAGUGAUGGGAUUAGGCCUGGACAAAGUUCCAUCUUCGGCGCAGCCGGUGGUAGCGGUGGCGAGUAUGACAUCAGUGCUUACAACGCCGACAUGGAAAGGUUUCGACAAGUGGCAUUAUCGAGCCAGGAAUUCCAGAGCAGCGAACAUGGGACAACUUCAUCAAGUAGUGAUUCUCGAGACAUGGCUCCAACGGCCCUGCGCAAGUACAAUUUGUAAAAAGAACACAACUAAUUACAACCAAGAAACAAUGCUCAACAGAGGAAAAUGUUAGAUGAGGAAAAGGAAAGACUUUGCUAAACAAAGUGCAAAAGAAUGCUAGACUUUGAAUCGAAGUCAUUUUACUCUCUUGAUUGUUUUGUUGUGCAAAUGUAAAAAAUGGUAGGAAAAAAUGAGGACAAAGUAAAGGAAAAGAACAAAGAAAAAAAACUGACAGAGGAAGAAGAAGAAAAAAACAAAAAAGUUAAGCAUAUGGCGCUGGAUCUUAAUUUAUAGUACGAACGGGUAAUUUUUCAUUUCUUUGAUUUUAUUUUAUUUUGUAAGGGCAUAAUUAAUUGACCAUUCACCAUCUUUGUGAGUUUGUAACAUUUGAGUGAUCGAAAGUUGAGGGGCAAAUCCAGCUUUAUAUGCAUACUUGUAGUAGGAAACUAGAGAUUGUAAUUUAAUGUUUUAAAAGUUUAGUUUAGUUCAUUUGUGCUUUUGGGGCUUUUAAUUAUAUUUGCAUACAAAUCUAUUAAUAUAUAGAUGCAUACUUG